UAAAGGCAAAAACAUAAAUUCAAACGAUGCUUGGCUUAGAUAGAGGUUAUAUAUGGGGUGUAUUGCCACUCAUUGGUUUUGCAAUUGGGCACUUUUUAGAUAAAAAAGAAACUGAGCGCAUGACCAUGUUCAGGGAUAAAAGUGCUUUGUACGGUCGUGCUGAAGUGCUCGUGUUUCUUCCUUUUGAUCUGUAUACGUUUUGCAUUAAUUCAGGCAACUCUGAUCUUGUACGUGUUAGCAGCUAUUCUUUCAUCCGGCUGGCAGAUUGAAAGAAGAUUGAUUAAAAUAUAAUAAACAUAUUGAGAAACGAACAAUUGAAAAAUAGUAAAUGAAAUACGAAUAAAUAUUGUGAAA
Glossina fuscipes is the source of this 354-nucleotide messenger RNA. It is a transcript of the gene ND-MNLL, whose product is annotated as NADH dehydrogenase [ubiquinone] 1 beta subcomplex subunit 1. The record is from RefSeq and is a predicted model, not a curated record. The transcript is spliced from 2 exons. The coding region runs from base 27 to 269 and encodes 80 amino acids. Gene Ontology annotation, cellular component: mitochondrion. NCBI's taxonomy places the organism in Eukaryota, Metazoa, Arthropoda, Insecta, Diptera, Glossinidae.